AUUGAAAUUCUAAAGGGAAUAGAAGUGGUUAGAAAUUAUAAACAUUUGUUGCCACAAGAAGUUGGCGAAGUCUUGGAUGAUACUGUGUCUAAACUGAAGCACCGGAACAAGUUAGUUACUUUAGCUGAAACUUCCCAUGGGGGCUGGACUACGGUGUCCGAAUAUGAAAAACCGCUGUUGGGUUCAGAUAGUGAUGACGAAAAGCGCAUUAAACAGGCAGAGGCCAGGGCUCUCAAGAAAAUUAAGACAAAGAAAACCACUUCUGUUCCUCGCAGUUCCUCUCCUUACAAUAUUAAUAAACGUUUGUAUGAUUUCAUGGGGAGACCUAACAACAACCAAGGACAGGGCAGUCCUUUUCCUGACCGGUUUCUGCAGUCCUUUCGUUCCUCACAUGGUACUGGAACAUCCAGAGAUGCGGCCAUCUGCUUCUCCUGCGGUCUUAGGGGCCACUUCCGUCACGAAUGUACAGCCAGAGAUCAGUCCAGGACCCGAGGCAUUCCCGCUACCGUCAGCAGAUACUCACCCGGAGAACCAGCCAACACACCAAGAAAAGAUUAUAAAUGA
Messenger RNA from Mercenaria mercenaria, 564 nucleotides. RefSeq lists its product as uncharacterized. The transcript has a single exon. Lineage: Eukaryota; Metazoa; Mollusca; Bivalvia; Venerida; Veneridae. The record is from RefSeq and is a predicted model, not a curated record. The annotation marks the transcript as partial. Gene Ontology annotation, molecular function: zinc ion binding; nucleic acid binding.